This is a messenger RNA of Notolabrus celidotus (New Zealand spotty), 1055 nucleotides long. RefSeq names its product DNA-directed RNA polymerase II subunit RPB1-like. NCBI's taxonomy places the organism in Eukaryota, Metazoa, Chordata, Actinopteri, Labriformes, Labridae. The record is from RefSeq and is a predicted model, not a curated record. The transcript has 5 exons. The coding region runs from base 54 to 998 and encodes 314 amino acids.
AGCCUCACAGUUCUUUGGUACAGCAGUGUCUGGUAUCACUAUCCAGCUUCAACAUGGCAUCUUCUCAGGUCUUCACAAGUGUUUCCCUCUUUGCCUUGCUGAUUGUGGAGAUCUGCUGCCUUCCUGUUAAGACAGGCUAUGAUCCCAGCACUUCUGGUGGUAGUUAUUCAAGUGCUGUGCCUACUUUUGGAUCUGGUCAUGGGGCAUCCAGCUAUGCUCCUGGGGCAUCCAGCUAUGCUCCUGGGGCAUCCAGCUAUGCUCCCUCUGGAGGCGCAUCCAGCUAUGCUCCUGGGGCAUCCAGCUAUGCUCCCUCUGGAGGUGCAUCCAGCUAUGCUCCCUCUGGAGGCGCAUCAGGCCUGUCUUACCAGCCUGAGGAAGAGACUGGAUUUGCUCAACCUGCAGUUCGGGGACUCUCUGCAUCACUUGUUGGCCAUUCUGGAGCAGGCCAACAGGCAGCAGUCCCUAACCCAGCUAACUUUGCCAUGACUGGACCAGGCUUUCAGCAAGGCCCACAAGAUGUCAACUGGGCUGUUCAACCUCUCAGCUUCAUCACUGGAGAUGAAGGCUAUGGUGUUCCUGAGGCUCUGAGUGCACCACAAGGACCAGUGUACCAGGGAGGAGACCUGUCUGGUUAUGAGGGAAGCUAUGAGCAUGGAGCCUCCCAGAGGGAAACUGGAGCACAAGGCUACAUUGCUCCUUCCCCUCUGGUGGAAGAAGCUGCCUCAGUAGAAUACACCAGCGAGCUUCAGCCAAACUCUGACAUGGUUGGAACCUGGGGUGUUCAUCCUUACUACGACUACAUGUUCAUGACUGGCCAGUAUCCUCCAGGCACCAUCACUCACUCUUCUAGCAGCUAUGAGCAAGGAAGAGACAACUUCCAAGAUGUUCACUACCAGAGAUACUACAUUCCCCAGUACACUCUUCAGGAAAUUAGUGUUCGAGUCCCCCAGCCCCAGCAACCCAUGGCUGCACCUGUUAAGGGCAAGGGUAAAUACUAGAUGGUGGAUACCUGCUGCAGAAAGAUGAAUUUACUUGAAUAAAGAUUCUGAAACUAC